AUUUCUUAGAACAAAAUAAAGAGGAACCCUUUCAAAUACUUAUAGAUUCGUAUUUAAGAUAUCUUAAACAUAUUAUUCAAAGUGAACACGGAAGUAAAACAGAAAAGGCACGACUACUUAUAAACAAUUAUAAAGAGGGAAAUGCUAAAAGCGUUCAAGAUUCUAUGAGAAAAGGAAACUCUGAUUCGUAUUAUGAUAACGAGAAAAGCAAGGAAGACGACGAAAAUCAUGAAUCCAAUCUACAAGAUGAGAACAACAAACAAGCUAUAACUAGUGACAUGGAGAAUGAUUUAAGAGAAGUGGUAGAAUCAAUGGUUCCGAAUCGGAAGAAAUCAGCAGUGGACUUGCCGGUAUGCAUACAGAAAAAACAAAAUGACAUAACAUCUAAGAGGAAAUUAGAUGAUGUUGAGGAAGAUGACAUUUACGACAAUUUUGAAGUAGUGAGCAUCAAAGAUAGCACUCUCAUUGUGGGAGAAACAGAUAUUCGUGUAACAAUGGAGGAGUCGUGUAUAAAAUCCAACUACAUUUCAGAAAUCCACACAACCUAA
Funneliformis caledonium is the source of this 548-nucleotide messenger RNA. NCBI's taxonomy places the organism in Eukaryota, Fungi, Glomeromycota, Glomeromycetes, Glomerales, Glomeraceae. The record is from the annotation of a GenBank genome assembly.